AAUAAAGGUAGCGCAUAGAGUUUUCAUUACACAAAUAUAUAUGUAUAUUUAUUUUGUUUUGGGUUGUGCGGGAAGGAGCUGCUAUGGAGGAAAUAGUGGAGUCAACAGUGAAGGCAUUACCCGCUUCUGCACUGUGUGACCUCCUCUCCGCAGGCGUAUGCCUUCGAUGCAUAUUCCGAAUAUUCAGCGUAGAUGGAGACAUAUAUUCAUUUAGUUUGCCAUCGACUGCAUCUCUAUAUUCUUUGCUAAAACCUUUAAUAACUCCCACAGAACUCCCAAAGUUUGAGGAUGACAUUAGUUCAAUGGAAGUUAAAAAUGUUUGUUCUUCUACUGAAGAAAAAGAAGUCACAAAUGAGACCUGCCUAGUAUGUUUGGGAAUUUUGCAAACAGCAAUCCUUGAUCAAAAGAAAGAGACAACCCAAUGCAAGGGAAAUGUUGCAGUUUUGAUAUCAGAGGCAGUUCAGCAUGAGGGUUACCAAUUUGAUAGCUUUUGUUUGGAAGUUUCUAUACCACCAAACACUGCUAUAAGAGACCGUGCUCUUUGCAGGCUUUAUGUCAAACAAAAAUAUGGGACAGAAGAAUGGUUUAAGAAUGUUUCUGCUAUCAACCGCCCUUCUGUCAAGGAAGCUCUAAAGUUGUCCCUGAUCAAACCACUGGAAGACUUACUGGGAAAGAAUUCAGAUGUAAAUUCAUCGUUUCGAGUUGCUUUGAUUUACAAUCAUAUUGGACUGUCACAAGAAUUCAAUAUUGAAGAUUCAAAGGAAAAUAAUGGAAAACGUAGAAAAACAGGGGAAAAUAAUAGCUUUCAUAAUGCUGCCAAUGCAGCAAUACAUGCUGCAAGGGAAACGGUUAAUGGGGGUGGAUAUUCUGCAGCAGUUCAACGCAUUCUUAAUUCCAUGUCAGACGAUGACUUUGCUAAGAAAUACAAAUUUCCACCAACAAAGCUUUCUGAACCAUGCAAAUGUGAAGUCAUCUGCCAUCGAUCGUCCAUCUAUAUUGGUGGGAGAUAUCUUAAGUACUCAAGGUAUGUGAGCCAGACACGUUGGAUGAUUGACGAUGAAAGAAUGGGAGAAAACUCAGUAGAAGAGAUAAUAGCAAACACAAUACUUCCUCAGUUAAGAGGAGACAGCUACAAGUUUCAUGCAGCUGGCAGGGAAGACAUUGAUGUUCGUAUGCUAGGUACAGGUCGUCCCUUCCUUGUUGAAGUCCUCAAUGCUCGUGUUAUCCCAACAAAAUCUGCCCUGAUGGAAUUAGAGACCAAUAUCAAUGAGUCAAAAGAUGAAUAUGUAAAAGUGAGGGAACUAAUGGAGGUUGGGAGUGAUAUUUGGAAUCUAAUGAGAGAAGGGGAGGCUGAAAAACAGAAACAAUAUGCUGCUGUAGUGUGGAUUUCACGUCCCCUUUCUGAUGAAGACCUGAAAUGCAUAUCUGAAAUAAAAGAGAUGGAAAUAGAACAAAAGACUCCAAUAAGAGUGCUGCAUCGCCGGAGUCCUUUAGUACGUAAACGAUUAAUACAUUGGAUGAAGGCAGAAAGAAUUGAAGGAACCAGCCAAUAUUUCCUAUUGCAUCUAUGUACUCAGGCUGGGACCUAUAUAAAGGAAUUUGUACAUGGUGAUCUUGGACGCACAUAUCCCAAUGUUGGGUCUUUGUUGGGCUGUGUUGCAGAAAUUCUACAACUUGAUGUAAUAGAUGUAAAGAUGGAUUUUUUCAGCUCUCAAGGAGAACACAGAACGUAGGAUACAUGACUAGAAAAGCAUUCAAUCUCGAUACUUAAAACUAAUUCAUUUAUUUUGGCAUUGACCAAUUUGACCAACUUAAUCUUACAAGUACUUACUUGAAAUCCAAUUAGAGGGAGCCAAUCAAACAAAAUUUGAAGUCAAAUUCCAAUUAUGAGCUAUCGUUCUUACCAUAUGUAAUAUGUAUGAUCGGUUUACUGUUUGGAAUAGUAUUUUCCAAACAUUUCAAGGAAAUCGAUGACAUAUUCUUAAAUUUCUGAAGUAAUUGAGGUAAAUACAAUAAAUAAUAUCAUGACUUGAUUCAUUUGAA
Molecule: messenger RNA, 2043 nt
Organism: Cryptomeria japonica (Japanese cedar)
Lineage: Eukaryota; Viridiplantae; Streptophyta; Pinopsida; Cupressales; Cupressaceae
Exons: 15
Coding region: 84-1733 (549 amino acids)
Biological process (GO): tRNA pseudouridine synthesis
Molecular function (GO): RNA binding; pseudouridine synthase activity
Source: RefSeq, a predicted model, not a curated record